AUGGCUACCCCCAGUGUCCUCACCUUUGAUGCUGAAGGUCAUGCUUUUGACUUCGAGGUCUGGGUCGAUGACCUCCAGCUCUUCCUACAGUGCGAUAGGGCAGAUGGACUCUCCCUGUUCGAUCUCACCUCUGGUGCCUCUCCUGCCUCGCCUGCUGAUGCUGACAGCACUGUUCGCUCACACUGGGCCACCCGCGAUGCUGCAGCCCGUCUUGCUGUGCAUCGCCACUUACCGACCGCUGAGCGUGCGCACUUUAGUCAGUACAAGAGUGUUAAGACCUUGUAUGAAGCUGUAGUUGCACGCUACUCUUCCCCUGCCACUGCUGCCCUUAGCCGCCUCAUGCUGCCGUACCUGUUCCCUGACCUCGUCGCCUUUCCCACUGUUGCUGGCCUCAUUAAGCACCUUCGCACUAGUGACACCCGCUACCGAGCUGCUCUUCCUGCUGAGGACCACUUCCUCUCUGUUUGCCCCACCACACUCACCGUUGACCUCCUCGAGGAGCGCCUCCUGGCAGCUGAGAAGAGUAUAGUUGCUGUAGGAGCCUCUCGUGGUGACCCUCGUGCCCCCUUCUUUGAGGGGUGCUCCCCCUCCCCCGUGUUGCCCUGUGUUGCCUCUGCUGCUGCCGUCGACCUCGUUGGCUUUGAGUCAGUCGGAGCUGCGUCUGCCCAUAGCGGGCGACGCUGCACCAGCAAGGGCGAGGGGGGCAAGGGCGCUGGAGGGGCUAGCGGGGGCGGUGGAGGUGGAGGUGGAGGAGGCGGAGGGAGUGGGGGUGGUGGUGGGAGUGGUGGCGGAGGUGGGGGCUUCAGUGGCGGCGGUGGCGGCGGAGGCGGCGGCGGCGGUGGCGGUGGGAGCGGAGGAGGAGGCGGUGGCGGCGGUGGCGGAGGUGGCGGCGGAGGAGGUGGAGCUAGUCGGGGUGGCUCUGCGCAGCGGGGCGACUUAGGUGGUGGUGAGCGCCAGCAGCAGCAGCGCACUUGUGAGAACCCGUCCCCCCAGCAGCUUUGUGAGUGUGAUGAGGGUGACUCUUACCUGUGUGUUCCGCCUGACCCUGUCAUUGAGGCUGCUGCUCUAGGUGCUGGUGAGGCAGCUGCUCUAGGUGCUUGUGCGUCUGCUGCCCCAGGUGCCGGUGAGUCUGCUCUCUCAGGUACCACGUCGGCUCAGGCCUUACACACCUUCACCCUUGACUCGGGUGCUUCCCGCUCCUUCUUUCGACACCGCACCACGCUUACGCCGCUUAGUUGGCCGGUUGCAGUCUCCCUGGCGGACCCCUCUGGGGGUCCUGUCCUUGCUCACUUCUCCGCUGUCUUACCGUGUCCGGCAGCCCCCUCUGCCACCCUGUUUAGAUGGGGGGGUUGA
This is a messenger RNA of Closterium sp. NIES-65, 1353 nucleotides long. Lineage: Eukaryota; Viridiplantae; Streptophyta; Zygnematophyceae; Desmidiales; Closteriaceae. The record is from the annotation of a GenBank genome assembly.